This is a messenger RNA of Sardina pilchardus (European sardine), 1875 nucleotides long. RefSeq names its product retinol-binding protein 3-like. Gene Ontology annotation, molecular function: serine-type peptidase activity; retinol binding. Gene Ontology annotation, biological process: proteolysis. Bases 1 to 1875 code for a protein of 624 amino acids. The record is from RefSeq and is a predicted model, not a curated record. The transcript is spliced from 5 exons. NCBI's taxonomy places the organism in Eukaryota, Metazoa, Chordata, Actinopteri, Clupeiformes, Clupeidae.
AUGGCCCGCGCCCUGCUCGUCCUCCUGGCUCCGCUGCUGUUGCUAGGCGCUACUGCCCGCGCUGCCUUCCCCCCCACCCUCAUCAUGGACAUGGCCAAGAUCCUGCUGGACAACUACUGCUCGCCGGAGCGGCUACUCGGCAUGGAGGAGGCCAUCGCCGCGGCCUCCAGCAACACGGAGAUCCUGAGCAUCGAGGACCCGGCCGCGCUGUCCCACGUGCUGACGGAGGGCGUGCGGAGCACCAUCGGCGACCCUCGCGUGGCCGUGUCCUACGAGCCCGGCUACAAGCCCCCCCCCGCCGCCGUGGCGACCCCCUCCCUCGCCGAGCUGCCCCCCGAGCAGGUGCUGGCGGUGCUGCAGGGCACGGUGAAGGUGGAGGUGAUGGAGGGUAACCUCGGUUACCUCCGCAUCCAGCACAUCAUCGGCGAGGAGACGGCGCAGCAGGUCGGGCCGUUGUUGAUCGAGCACGUCUGGGACGUGAUCCUGCCCACGGACGCCCUGGUGCUGGACCUGCGUUACACCUCGACGGGCGAGCUGUCCGGAAUCCCGUACAUCGUCUCCUACUUCACCGCCGCCGAGCCGCAGAUCCACAUCGACAGCGUGUACGACCGGCCGUCCGACGCCACCACCGAGCUCGUGUCCAUGCCGACGCUCACGGGGCAGCGCUACGGCACGGUCAAGCCCCUCAUCCUGCUGACCUCGUCCGGCACGCGCGGCAUCGCGGAGGACGUCGCUUACGCGCUCAAGAGCCUCGGACGCGCCACGCUGGUCGGAGAGCGCACAGCGGGGGGGUCGGUCAAGGUGGACAAGAUCAAAGUCGGGGAGACGGACUUCUACGUGACGGUUCCGGUGGCCAAGUCCGUCUCCCCCGUCACGGGCGAGACCUGGGAGGUGGUCGGCGUGGCGCCCGACGUGGAAGUGAUGUCCGAGGACGCUCUCGACGUCGCGUUGCGUAUCGUCCACUUACGCGGUCAGGUGCCCGCGCUCCUGACCGCCGCCGCCGAUCUCGUCGCCGAUAACUACGCGUUCGAGAGCGUCGGGGCCGAUGUGGCCGAGAAGCUGCGAGCGCUGGCCGCCGCGACGAGCGGCGCGGACGACUACGGAAUGGUCAACUCCCUCGAGGAGCUGCAGGCGAAGCUCACGGACGACCUCGUCAAGCUGUCCGGAGACAAAGGCCUCAAGACCACCACCGGAGCCAUGAGUGCGCCGCCGCCACAGAACUAUCCUCCCGAGGUGAUCAUCCAGCUCAUCAAGGUCUCCUUCCACACGGACGUCUUUGAGAACAACGUGGGCUACCUGCGCUUCGACAUGUUCGGAGACUUUGAGCAGGUGAAGGAGAUCGCCCAGGUGAUCGUGGAGCAUGUGUGGAACAAGGUGGUGGACACUGAUGCUAUGAUCGUGGACCUCAGAAACAACGUGGGUGGCCCCACUACCUCCAUCUCAGGCUUCUGCUCGUACUUCUUCGACGCGGAUAAGGAGAUCGUGCUGGACAAACUGUACGACAGACCCACCGGCGUCACACGCGAGCUGGUCACCCUGCCCACACUCACAGGCAAGCGCUACGGCUCUCAGAAGAGUCUCCUGAUCCUGACGAGCGGAGCGACGGCGGGCGCCGCGGAGGAGUUUGUGUACAUCAUGAAGCGCCUGGGCCGCGCCAUGAUCAUCGGAGAGGCCACCGCGGGGGGGUCCCACCCCCCCGAGACCUUCCGCGUGGCCGAGAGCGACCUGUACCUCAGCAUCCCCGUCACCCGCUCCGACGCCAGCGCCGGGCCGGCCUGGGAGGGCGCGGGCAUCGCGCCACACAUCCCCGUGCCCGCCGACGCCGCCCUCGACACCGCCAAGGCCAUCCUCAACAAGCACUUCAGCGGGCAGUAG